Molecule: messenger RNA, 3195 nt
Organism: Equus caballus (horse)
Lineage: Eukaryota; Metazoa; Chordata; Mammalia; Perissodactyla; Equidae
Source: RefSeq, a predicted model, not a curated record
CGGCGAAACCCUGGGCCUCCAUGGCGAAGCACGAGAACUGAACCACUCGGCCACGGGGCCAGACCCUGCUGCCUUGGUUUUAAGGGCUGCCUGUCAGGGGCCACGUCCCUCUCCUUGCUUCCUGGGGAAGGGACAUCAUCAUUAUCCUUGGAUAGACAGGAUGGGGAAACUGAGGCCUGAGGAGCCCAGUGUGGUUCUAGGUAGAGCUUCCGCCUGCCCAGGAUCCCCUCCAGCCCAGCCUAGCCCUGCCCGGCCCCAGGGUCCUCUGAGAGGCUUUCGGUCCUGGGGUGCCCAGCUCCCCUCCGACCCCAGGUUUGAGGUGGGCAUGGUCUGGGGCCGGCCCCCUCACCCUGGAUCCUCCCUUUCCCUGGCUCAGGGCCUGUACCCAGAGAGUGUGAGCUAUGUCCUUGGGGCCCAAGAGCACACCUUCACCCUGCACCUGCGGAAGAACAGGGACCUGGUGGGCUCAGGCUACACGGAGACCUACACGGCCGCCAAUGGCUCCCAGGUGACGGAGCAGCUGCAGAGGCAGGAUCACUGCUUCUACCAGGGCCACGUGGAGGGGCACCAGCACUCGGCAGCCAGCCUUAGCACCUGUGCUGGCCUCAGGGGCUUCUUCCGGGCUGGCUCCACUGUCCACCUGAUCGAGCCCCUGGAUGGGAGCAGUGAAGAGGGGCAGCACGCGCUGUACCAGGCACAGCACCUGCAGCAGAAGGCCGGGACCUGCGGGGUCAGCAACGCCAGCCUGGAGAACAUCUUGGGACCUCGGGUCUUGGCAGCCUUCAGGCCCCGGGAUUGGCUGCCAUACCGAGAUACCCGCUACGUGGAGCUGUUUGUGGUCGUAGACAAAACAGAGUUCCAGCAGGUGGGCAGCCGAGAGGCUGUGCGGACGAGGGUGCUGGAGGUGGUGAACCACGUGGACAAGCUUUAUCAGGCACUGAAUUUCCGCGUGGUCCUGGUGGGCCUGGAGAUCUGGAAUGACGGGGAUAAGAUCAAAGUCAGCCCGCAGGCUGACACCACACUGGACAACUUCUUGGUCUGGCGGGCACAGGACCUGGUGAGACGACAGGUGCACGACAAUGCGCAGCUCAUCACUGGGGUCGACUUCACCGGGAGCACCGUGGGACUGGCCAGGGUGUCCACCAUGUGCUCACAGGACUCGGGGGCUGUGAACCAGGACAACAGCAAGAACCCCAUCAGCGUGGCGAGCAUCAUGGCCCACGAGAUGGGCCACAACCUGGGCAUGGACCAUGACGAGAACGUGAUGGGCUGCUACUGCCCCAUGCCGCAGGACAGCGGUGGCUGUGUCAUGGCGGCCAGGAUCGGUGUCAAGUUCCCCAGAAUGUUCAGCCACUGUAGCCGGGCCAACCUGGAGAUGUUCAUGGAAAAGCCCCUGACAAACUGCGUGGUGAACGCCCCAGACCCUGACCGGCUGGUGGGCGGCCCUGUGUGUGGGAACGGGUUUGUGGAGCGCGGGGAGCAGUGCGACUGCGGGCCCCCCGAGGACUGUCGGAACCAAUGCUGCAAUGCCACCACCUGCCGGCUGGCUGAGGGGGCUGAGUGUGCCCAUGGUGGCUGCUGCCACGGGUGCAGGGUGAAGCUGGCCGGUGAGGUGUGUCGCCCCCAGAAGGAUGGCUGUGACCUUGAGGAGUACUGCGAUGGCCAGCAGCCAGUGUGCCCGGAGGAUGCCUUCCAGGAGAACGGCACGCCCUGCCCAGAGGGCUACUGCUAUGAUGGGAACUGCCCCACGCCAGCCCAGAGGUGCCGGGACUUGUGGGGGCCAGGUGAGGCAGGGUCGUGGGCUGCCGCGGAGUUGUGCUACGCCCACAGCAUCUCCCCAGGCUGCAAGAGCACUGUGCCCCUCGGCUCCAGCAGGGUCAACAAGUGUGGCACCCUAUACUGUCAGGGCGGGCAGAAGCCCCCAGAGCGGACUUCCUGCACCUUCGUCUACCACUCGUCCACUUGCCAGGCUCUUGGGCUGGAUGGCGGCAUGGGGUACGAGCAGGUGCCCGAGGGCACCCAGUGUGGCGAGGGGAAGGUUUGCUGGAAAGGACACUGCCAGGACUUCCAUGUUUACAGAUCCAGAGACUGCUCUGCACGGUGCAGCGACCAUGGGGUGUGCAACCACAAGCAGGAAUGCCAGUGCCACCCGGGCUGGGCCCCGCCCUACUGCGCAGAGCGGCUGGCCAACACAGCAUCGUGGAGCCUCCUGAUGGUGCUGGUGCCCGUGGUGCUCCUGGUGGCUCUGGGGCUCAUCCUGGCAUGUGUGGUCAUCUACUGCAAGCACUGUAGGACUGCCCAAUGGAGGAACGUGGCGUCCAAGACCAACAUGGGGCUCUCCAACCCCACGUUCCACGAGGGCAGCGGCACGCCAGCAAAGGGCAGGGCUCCGGCCUCUGCCACAGGCUCCCCAGAGGCAAUUCCUACCACCGACCCCAACCAGCCCCCGAGUCCCAAGGCUUUCACAGUGACCCCAAAGCAGCCGCCCGCUGCUACCCCCGCUGCCGCGUCCAGCCUACCCUUCACAGUUCCCGUGUACACCCGGAAGUUCCCAGACCAGCUCCGACCAGCUCCUCCUGCCAAGCCCCGACCAGCUCCUCCUGCCAAGCCCCGACCAGCUCCUCCUGCCAAGCCCCGCGCAGAGCUGAAGCCCAAGCAGGGAGUUGUUGGCUCAAAGGUUGCUCUGAAACCCACAGUCCAGAGGAGGUGAUGGAGCUCAGCACGCCCUGGCUGGCAAUCUGCGCCCGUCUGGAAGUUGCCUAUUGUUCAUGCUGAAGGAGCUGUGUGAGCCUCGCAUCCAGCAGAUGCAGCCAAUUGGCCCCAGCCCUGGGUGCCCCUCCUCAAGGGGCUGGGUCCAGCGCAAGAAGUCUUAACAGAAGAGCCAACUCCUCAUGGCCAAGGUCGCUGGUCACAGCCCAGACUCACAGUCCUGGGCUGAGGACUCUCAGUCUGCGUUGUUCCUGACCUCAGGAAUGUACCACCUGAGAGGCUCAGUUAUUACCUCCUCAGCCACUUUGGCCACGCUUAGCUCCACGGGUCAGCGGCAUGGCUGCUGUGCCAUGUGCCUGCAGGUCUGGACGGCCACUGCUGCCUCUUCUGGUUCUCCGGAAACCUCAGGUGCACAUUCUGCACGGCUGAAAACUUAAAUCAAAAUUUUGUAUUUUAUGAUUAAAUUAUUAAUCAAGUUCUAAAUGA